AUGUGUCAGAUAAAGCUGAGGUGUUGGGGGAGUACAUACUACAGUUUGGGAAGUACAGAGGCAAGUCCUUCAGGUGGCUGCUGGAAAAUGAUGUUGGAUACACUAUGUACCUCAUCAAAAAUUUGGAAAAAGAAAAAGAGGCAGGCCAUUUCAGUACAGAGGGGAGCAGCAAAAUCAGUUUGCAGUCCUUUUUGGAAUAUGCCAUGAGCUUCAAAGAUAUUGAGGAGCUUUCAAAGUUUGAGUCUCACAAAACGAAUUCUCCCGCUGUGACCUCAGAUUGUGACACUCUGGUUGGCUUUGGUAAUCGGGCCAAAAGUACAUGGGGAGAAAUAUGGGAGAGCAGAGCUGCUGGGUAGGCUUUCUUCAUUAUGUCAAGGAAAUGUGGUACAGGUUCAAAAAUGCACAAACUGCAGCAGUACCUGCUAAUGAAAAAAGAGUCAUUGCCAUCAACCGUUACAUCACCAGCCUCUACUGCAACUCCUUACUCCCAAGAUUCACCAGCAUCAGCAGCUGUAGGAGCACCAUCUGUGUCUACUGGCAGAGGUUUUUCUCCAUCAGUUUGGCAGGACUAUUCACUGAAUUAUUCUGCCUAACAAUAUACCUUGGUUAUUAUUUUGGCCUUGUUCUGGCUUUGUUCUGGCUAUGUUCUGGCCAUGUUCCUAAUUGUUAUUUUGCUUGUGUUCUACUAACAAAAUCAAAAGGACAUGUUCAUGACAACAUGUCCAUCAAAACCUCCGUCUCCAUGAGGCACCAACACACCCUGCACGUCAGCCUGGGCCGCCAGCACCAACACGCCCUGCAUCUCAGCCUGUGCCACCAGCAUCAACACGCCCUGCAUCUCAGCCUGUGCCACCAGCAUCAACACGCCCUGCAUCUCAGCCUGUGCCACAGCAUCAACACGCCCUGCAUCUCAGCCUGUGCCACCAGCAUCAACACGCCCUGCAUCUCAGCCUGUGCCACCAGCAUCAACACGCCCUGCAUCUCAGCCUGUGCCGCCAGCAUCAACACGCCCUGGAUUUCCACCCUCACUUCCACUGCCCAGAUAUGA
Coregonus clupeaformis (lake whitefish) is the source of this 1048-nucleotide messenger RNA. RefSeq lists its product as uncharacterized. NCBI's taxonomy places the organism in Eukaryota, Metazoa, Chordata, Actinopteri, Salmoniformes, Salmonidae. The record is from RefSeq and is a predicted model, not a curated record. The transcript is spliced from 3 exons. Bases 320 to 1048 code for a protein of 242 amino acids.